Messenger RNA from Saccostrea echinata, 1010 nucleotides. RefSeq names its product cysteine-rich DPF motif domain-containing protein 1-like. Bases 1 to 348 code for a protein of 115 amino acids. The record is from RefSeq and is a predicted model, not a curated record. The transcript is spliced from 4 exons. NCBI's taxonomy places the organism in Eukaryota, Metazoa, Mollusca, Bivalvia, Ostreida, Ostreidae.
AUGGCAACAAGUGAAAAACAUGGUCAUGGAGAAGAAAAGGCAAAAGAAGUUUUUGUCUGUCAGAAUUGCAAAUUCUCAGCUCAUUACGACUACUUUGGAAGAAAACCGCCUUUUUCCAAGUCUUUUGUAUUGAUGGAGGAAGCAUAUGUUGUUAAGGAUCCAUUCAGUGCAGAUGGAGGAAUGAUAACACUUGGGUCUAGCUGUAGCUGUUGUGGAGCCAGGGUUUGUCUUUCACAGGGUUGCAGUUUAUUUUACACAAAGUGCUUUUGUCUAACUUGUGUAAAAAGAAACAUGAAAGAAUUUCCUUCAGAGAUAAUAGAGGAAUUGACAAAGAAAAGAAAGGAGUGAUGCAGAUAACGGAGAAUAAUGCCACUUCAAUAUCAACUGUCUUGUAGCUGGAACAUGUACAGUAAAACGGAAGGGAACCAAGGGAAUGUGCAACAACAUUGAUAGAUUGCCACUAACCAAUUUUAAUAGAAAGUACAGCGAGAUUGCAUUCUUUAACGUAACUUUUGGAAUGUUAUCUCCGAUGUUUUUUGCCACGUAAGACCUUGAUUGGGCAUUAUGGCAGAUGAUCCAAUUAUUGAGUUUUACUGGCUUAAACAUCUGAUGUUUAUUCUGAUAUCUUAGUGAUCAAGCUGAUAUCAUAGAACGAUUAGGAAAUUCGUUUAUCAGUCCUGUUGAUGGAAGAAUAUUAAUUAGUUACUACGGGGCUAUUCUAGGAGGAAGAAUAACAAAGCAUUAUCUUUUGUUUCUUUGCUUUAUGUUUUUGUAAAGUUAACAAUAAGUGUGUUACAUGCAAAUUAUAAUUUGCAAGGAAGAGAUUAGCUAGCAUUAAAAGGUAUUAAUAAUUUUAAAACACAUUUCUCUAUGUAGAAAUGUAAUGAAAUAUGACAAUGAAUUUAUAUUUGAAAGUAAUAAAUUAAUGUGCUGUAAUCAUUCAAUUGUACUGUUAACUUAUUUGGGAAAAUGUGUUCGUAAAUCAAAUGUCCCUGAAUCUAUUCUAAUCU